AUAAACAAAUAAAAAAAUCAAUCGACAAAUGGCGGAGGUUUCAAGGGGAACAAGUUUACAAAAACCUGCAACUGGACCGCUUGCUUUUAAGUCUUUCCUUUCUCUCUCAGAGAUCAUCGCCGCCUCCUCUGUGCCGCCACGAACUUUGCAGCGGCGCAACCAUCGCUCCCCCUCUCGAAAUGGCCGUCAACUAUCUCCCUAGGGCUGGCAUUGGAAUGGAGAAGACACUAUUUUAAGAAGGCAUGAUGAAGACUAAAAGUGAGAACCAUAGUAAUCAACCGCAAUAACAAGCACUUCCUCCUUCACCUUCACCUUCACCUUCACCUUCACCUUGUAGUUGCUGUUGAAAAAUAGUGAGUCCAAACUCAUAAACUCCUUGAUUGGAUUGGUGGGUUGAAAUCUUGAUAAUCUAGAUAAGAAAUUGAAGAAUUGAAGAUGAGCACGAUAAUUCAGCUGCAAUCCCAAGUUUCCUCAUCAUCUUGGUCUUGGCCAAUCCCAAUUGAGGUCCCAAAAGGCCGAAUAUGUGCGUCAACACGAUCCUUAAAUGUGCGAUCAUCAGGACGAGUAGGAAUACGAUGUGAGGUGGUGGCGGGGGGAACUGGAACAGAAAUCGGAAUGGGACCUUACACGGGGAGAGACCCAAAUGUGAAGAAGGCGGAAUGGUUAAGGCAGAAAGCCCCCCAGGGAAACAAGUAUGCGGAGGUCAAGGAGUCCUUGUCCCGUUUGAAUCUGAAGACGGUGUGUGAGGAGGCCCAAUGCCCUAACAUUGGCGAGUGUUGGAAUGGUGGUGGGGAUGGCAUUUCCACUGCCACCAUCAUGCUUCUGGGCGACACCUGCACCCGUGGCUGUCGGUUCUGUGCUGUCAAGACCAGUCGGAACCCUCCACCUCCUGAUCCCAUGGAGCCUAUCAACACUGCUAUGGCCGUUGCCAGCUGGGGUGUUGAUUAUAUUGUUUUAACGAGUGUCGAUCGUGAUGACCUGCCAGAUGGUGGAAGUGGUCAUUUUGCUCUUACUGUCCAAGCCCUCAAGAAUCUGAAGCCUGAUAUCAUGGUUGAGUGUUUAACUUCUGACUUUCGUGGUGACUUGACGGCUGUACACACUCUGCUGUACUCCGGACUUGAUGUUUUUGCACACAACAUUGAGACCGUCAAACGACUACAACGAAUUGUCAGAGACCCUCGGGCUGGGUAUGAGCAAAGCUUAUCUGUUCUAAGACAUGCAAAACAAAGCAAAAGGGGGAUGAUAACAAAAACUUCUAUAAUGCUGGGCCUGGGAGAAACAGACGAUGAGUUGAAGGAAGCCAUGGCUGAUUUAAGGGCUAUAGAUGUUGAUAUUUUGACGCUUGGGCAAUAUUUACAGCCAACUCCAUUACAUUUGACUGUCAAAGAAUAUGUCUCGCCUGAGAAAUUCGUUUUCUGGAAGGAAUAUGGGGAGUCUAUUGGAUUUCGUUAUGUAGCCAGUGGGCCCUUGGUCCGGUCCUCGUACAGGGCAGGGGAGCUGUUUGUUAAAACAAUGGUCAGGGAAAUGGCUAACGGCUCUUCUGGCGUAUUUCAGUAACUUAUGAACUUCAAUACAGAUGGCUACCAAUAUGAUAAUAAUUUAGUGGUGUGAACAGCUAAAAAUAGGGCAAAAUUUAGUUGCAAUGCUAAUGACCAUAGAUUUUGUGAGGGUCUGAAUUUUCCGAGUCUAAUAUAUAUAAAUAUUUGUUCA
Molecule: messenger RNA, 1710 nt
Organism: Pyrus x bretschneideri (Chinese white pear)
Lineage: Eukaryota; Viridiplantae; Streptophyta; Magnoliopsida; Rosales; Rosaceae
Product: lipoyl synthase, chloroplastic
Exons: 7
Coding region: 436-1557 (373 amino acids)
Biological process (GO): lipoate biosynthetic process
Cellular component (GO): chloroplast; mitochondrion
Molecular function (GO): lipoate synthase activity; 4 iron, 4 sulfur cluster binding
Source: RefSeq, a predicted model, not a curated record